Propithecus coquereli (Coquerel's sifaka) is the source of this 1731-nucleotide messenger RNA. RefSeq names its product sorting nexin-19-like. NCBI's taxonomy places the organism in Eukaryota, Metazoa, Chordata, Mammalia, Primates, Indriidae. The transcript is spliced from 4 exons. The record is from RefSeq and is a predicted model, not a curated record. Gene Ontology annotation, cellular component: intracellular membrane-bounded organelle; early endosome membrane. Gene Ontology annotation, molecular function: phosphatidylinositol binding. Bases 1 to 411 code for a protein of 136 amino acids.
AUGAAGUGGCUAGAGGUGCAGGUGGCUAAUCUAACAAGUCCACAGCGUUGGGUGCAGUACCUCCGGCUUCUUCGGGAGUCCAUCUGGCCUGGUGGAGUUUUGCCCAAGUUUCCUCGGCCUGCAAGGACUCGGGAGCAGAAAGUGGCUACUGAGAAACAGGCUUUGCAGAGCCUGGUGGGAGUCCUGCCAGACUUUGUAGUAGAAAUCCUUGGGGUGAACAGAUGUCAGCUGAGCUGGGGUCUAGUCCUGGAGUCACUACAACAACCCCUCAUCAACAGGCAUUUAAUUUUCUGCCUUGGGGACAUCAUCCUGGAAUUCUUGGAUCUCAGUGCCUCUGCUGAGGAGUCUGCUACAACCACCUCUGCCUCAGAUACCCCAGGCAACCCUAAGAGGAUGGGUGUCUCCCCUUAGCCGUAGGUUAUUCACACAUUCUUCCAAGUUCAGGAAAGGGGAGUUAUUCAGCCACCCAGAGAGCAGUCAGGAAGCCUGUGCCUUCUGGAACUAGGAUGUAGCUCAGAAGGCACGGGUCAGUGGCUCAAUUCUCCCCUCCGGUUCUAUUCCAUUUGUAGCAGGCAAUGGGGGGAUCUUUAUCCCAAUUGCAUGCUCAUCCAGUUCCAUGUCCAUUUUGUGGUGUUUGAAUUGUUGCUGGUGAGUAGAUCCUGUUUCCUUUAGAAAAGGAAGCUGUGAGGUAGAGGAAUGAGCCCCUUUUGCUUCUCCAUUUGCCCUCCUCCCUAUCAUUGUUUGCCAAAAGCCUGGCCCUGUGCACACGUGUACUUAAUCCACUAACACACAAGCUCUGGAUAGAAUAGUAAAACUAUAGCCAGAUUUCCUUGGAGGAGAAAACAAUCUUCUGAGCUCUCUGUUCCCACCUGGAAACUGAAAAUUCAUUCAAGGCCACUGCUGAAAGCCAGACCCCUGAGUCCUCCCUAGUUUCCCAACAAUUCCAGGAGGAGAACGAAGGAAAAGAUUUCUUAAGGGACUUCUUGCUCAUCGGCUGUUUUCCAACAUAUCAGCUUAUGGAGGAUGUCAUGAAGGCUGCUUCCCUGGGUGGCUACACUUUUCCUGUCCAGAAGACUUCAAAGCAGACUGCCAAAGCUUCUGGUAAAUCCACCCCACCCUUCACACCCUUUCCUGACAGGGAGUUGCACCACAGAUUUUAUUUAUUAGCUUUCCUCUCAACCCCCUGCACAAGAGCAAUAUGAGUUUUUGAAUUAGUGACCUUCCGUCUAUCUUCAGCAAAACCACUUGGCAAGUUGCAUAUUCAGCCUGUGUUUCCAAAGAGAAGGGAAAGCACUUGCCCCAUGGCUGAGAAUGCCCAAAGAUUAGGAAGCCAGGUGAUGAAGGGGUCUCUCUGCAUAAGUUUUGGGCAGGGACCUUUUACUCUGAACAGAUAAUAUUAGCAAAUUUGCAGGGAAUAGCUUUUUAUUUCCUGUUCCUUAAGGCUCUAAUUAGUCUUUAAGAACAGCAGCAAUGAAGGUAAAGGUGCCCUGUCAGGCCGCAGCGUGUGUUAGAAAGAAGGAACACUUAAGAGGCAUUGCUAGUAGAAAAGCAGGCAGAUGGAAAGUCCCAAGGGAAGUGCUGUACGUUAAACGUAUGUGAACAGCUGGCAAAGAGGUUUCGAGGGUGUCACUUUAGCUUCACCCUUGCCUGUUAGCACCCUGUUUCCACUGAAUGUGAGACCCUCCCAGCUGGUGUGAAGAGCAAGUGUCAGGUUUCUUAGACCGUGAAGUA